Musa acuminata subsp. malaccensis (wild Malaysian banana) is the source of this 1845-nucleotide messenger RNA. The record is from RefSeq and is a predicted model, not a curated record. Lineage: Eukaryota; Viridiplantae; Streptophyta; Magnoliopsida; Zingiberales; Musaceae.
CUCUCUCUCUCUCUCUCUCUCUCCCUUUCACACAGUCAUCACCCUCUCUCCUCCGAGAUUUAUUCUGUUGUGAUAUCGUCCUCGUCCCUUUCCUUGAGAACCGCUCCCCCUCCGCUUCCAAACCUCUCCUUCUUCUCCGCCUGCUUUCCGUUCAUGGGCUCGCUUUGCUGCCCGCCACCCCACCAUCCGCCCCGCCCUACGACCCUGCCGACCGAUCCGAUCGUUGCCAAGAAUCGCCGCACCAACAACCAUCACAGCAACAACAACCAAAAUAUCCUCCUCCUCCUCUUCCUCCUCUUCCUCGUCCUCCGGGUGGUGGGUGCGUGUGCCACCUUCAUCGCCACACCCCUCGAUCCUAUCAUGACCUCCGCCACCACAUCCAAUACAACUGCCACCAACACCAGCGCCAGCAGCAGCAGCAACAAUAAGAGCUCCUCCUCCCAGCCCGCCGCUAACUCCGCCUGCGCAGCCUGCAAAUACCAGCGCCGCAAGUGCAAACCCGACUGCCUCCUCGCUCCUUACUUCCCCGCCAACCAGCAGCAGAAGUUCCUCAACGCUCACCGUCUCUUCGGCGUCAGUAACAUCGUCAAGAUAAUACGCGACCUCGACCCCUUCCAGCGCAACGAGGCCAUGAGCACCAUCAUCUACCAGUCCGACAUGCGCGCCCACGAUCCCGUCGGCGGCUGCUACAGAUACAUCCGUGAUCUCGAGCGCCAGAUCGAUCACGACUCUACAGAACUCGCGUUCGUGCUUAGACAGCUUGCACUCUGUCGUGCGCACACAGCUCAGACCAUUACACCAGGAAUUCCUACCCUCGCACCUGAUCUGGAUGUAAACCCUAAUUUGCUUCUCAAUACACCCACCGAUGACACCGAGAAUGUGAUAUAUGAUGCCAACCUUUUCCCUUCAAUGAAUCAGCCGCAAGACCAGCAGCAGUACUACAAUUACCUCUGCUAUGACAGUGGCAUUUCUAGAGAUCCAAACAACGAUCCGAAUGCCAGUAGUAACAGCAACAGUGUUAACAACAAUGUUUUGAGUCUACAGCAGCAACAUCAUCACCAUCAUCAUCAUCAUCCACAAUCAGUGGUGCAGGAUGAGGAUGUUAAGCCUCUGGUAGAUAUGUUUGAGAUUAGGCAGACAUUGAUAGGAGGGGAUGAUGAGGGAGAUUCUAGAAUCAAUACGACUAACGAGGUCGGGCCUCUGCAUUGCAGCACAAAUUUGGAGCUUAGAGAUGAGACUAAUCAAGUGGAACACACGCAGGAACAUGAUUUGAAAGGUGCUGCAUCCUUGUUUACCCUAACCAAUUGUACUUCCUCAGGCCGUGGAAACUAUCAAGCUGGAGUGUGCUCGCUCGAUGGAUGGAUCUUGCAGUCAAGUUUCUGCCUUUGCAGGCUCACUAGAUCACCAUUUGAUCUAAUGGUUAAUAGGUGUGCUUCGACUUCACUGAUUAAGUCAAGUCUAGCUCAAGGUCCAUCUUCAAAGGUUUCAUUGUUAAAGCUCUCAACCCAAGGUGUCGAGAAGACUGUCUUGGGUGAUAGGAUAACUUCAGUGUCGAACGCUAAGCUGAAUGACAAUUCUCCCAAGUUGGUCUUGGGUGUCAACUUGGAGGCCCAUAAAAUGAUUGGCAGCUCGUCCACCCAGGAUGUCCUAAUUGGUGACCUCGGCAAGACCAUUGGUUUAGAGAUGAGCUACCGAGUCGAACCUCAGUUGAAUAUCGUAGGACUAGCAAAACUUCUUAAACUUCAUAUUGUUGAAUUGAGUCAUGUUGUUGAUGAUGAGGGCCUUUGGGAUUCCGAAGUGGGUAAUGAUAUUUUUUCAUAUGAAUCCAUUGUCUUCAUAAAGUAG